Messenger RNA from Capsella rubella, 1015 nucleotides. Its product is annotated as bax inhibitor 1. The transcript has 6 exons. Gene Ontology annotation, biological process: negative regulation of apoptotic process. The record is from RefSeq and is a predicted model, not a curated record. Gene Ontology annotation, cellular component: membrane. Bases 49 to 792 code for a protein of 247 amino acids. NCBI's taxonomy places the organism in Eukaryota, Viridiplantae, Streptophyta, Magnoliopsida, Brassicales, Brassicaceae.
UCGUUAUCGAUUUUCUCAAGUCAAGCCAAAAACAAAACAAAAAAAGCCAUGGAUGCGUUCUCUUCCUUCUUCGAUUCUCAACCAGGUAGCAGAAGCUGGAGCUAUGAUUCUCUUAAAAACUUCCGUCAGAUAUCUCCGUCCGUUCAGAAUCAUCUUAAGCGGGUUUAUUUGACAUUGUGUUGUGCGCUCGUUGCGUCUGCCUUUGGAGCUUAUCUCCAUGUGCUCUUGAAUAUUGGUGGUCUUCUUACAACUUUUGGAUGUUUUGGAACUAUGAUUUGGUUGCUUUCAUGUCCUCCUUAUGAACAACAAAAGAGGCUUUCUCUUCUGUUUAUUUCUGCUGUUCUUCAAGGUGCUUCAGUUGGGCCCUUGAUCAAAGUGGCAAUUGAUGUUGAUCCAAGCAUCCUCAUCACUGCCUUUGUUGGAACUGCGAUAGCAUUUGUCUGUUUCUCAGCAGCAGCAAUGCUAGCAAGACGCAGGGAGUAUCUUUACCUUGGUGGACUGCUUUCAUCUGGUUUGUCCAUGCUAAUGUGGCUUCAGUUUGCCUCUUCAAUUUUUGGUGGCUCUGCUUCUAUUUUUAAGUUUGAGCUAUACUUUGGGCUGUUGAUCUUUGUGGGAUACAUGGUGGUGGAUACACAAGAGAUCAUAGAGAAGGCACACCUUGGCGACAUGGACUACAUCAAACAUUCACUGACCCUCUUUACUGACUUUGUAGCUGUGUUUGUUCGGAUUCUCAUCAUAAUGUUGAAGAACUCAGCAGAUAAAGAAGAGAAGAAGAAGAAAAGGAGAAACUAAGACUCGAAAAUGGGAGAGAUGAAAGUAAAUAGAGUGAGUGGUUAGAAGUACCUGAAAGCAUUGUAAUGGUGCUUUACAUGGUCAUCAUGUUAAGCCACUGUGGUGUUUUAUCUGUCAGGACACUUAUUUUGUGCAACAUUUUCCUACUUAAAAAGGAUUUGUUUGUUUUUCGCCCUUAUUAUAAAUAUUAACUUGAGAUUGUAAAUGGCCAGAGUUUUCCAAA